AUGUCUGACAAGCCGAUCUUUGUGGCUACGCAUCCACGAGCAUGCUCGACAGCCUUUGAGCGAGUCUUCAUGACUCAACGAGAUACUAUUCAAUGUGUCCAUGAGCCAUUUGGCGAUGCAUUCUACUACGGCCCGGAGCGCCUCUCCAGCCGAUUCGCAGGCGAGGAACAUGAACAAGAACGCCUGGACAGUGGAUUCGCCAGUUCGACAUAUAGUACCGUGAUGGAUAGGCUCGAGCGAGAAACUACUCAGGGAAAGAGAAUCUUCAUCAAAGACAUCGAUCACUACCUGCUUCCACCGAGUGGUCAGCCCGCCAGUAUCGCCCCGUCUCUGCUGCGCCUUAAGCGCGGAGUCGGCACUAACGGCGAGUCACACAAGGCCAACGGUGUGAACGGUGCCAACAGCACCGCCCACACCAACGGCCACUCUACCACGCCCAACGGUCACACCAACGGGGUCAACGGAGCCUCGAACGGUACCAACGGCACGAACGGUGCGAACGGUCACGAGACGAACGGCCACACCAACGGCGUGACCAACGGAGCUUCCAAGGAACCCUACCCGUACGACACGCCAACAGAGCCGGGAAACCCAACGGUGAUGCCGCGCGAGCUGCAAGAACAGUUCCACUGGGCGUUCCUAAUCCGCGACCCACAUUACAGCGUGCCGUCGUACCUGCGAUGCACAAUCCCACCUCUGGACGAAGUGACCGGGUUCCACAACUACGACCCUCUGGAGGCCGGUUAUGACGAGCUGCGCCGACACUUUGAUUAUCUGCUCGAGAGUGGAUUGAUCGGGCCCCAGGUUGCAACGCGCGCGGAUCUGAACGCCCAGGCUGAGCCCCAGGCGACGACUGGUGUUGAGGUGUGUGUUAUCGACGCGGAUGAUAUGCUCGACGAGCCGGCGAAGACCAUCGAGGCGUUCUGUAACAGUGUCGGUCUGCCGUAUAAGCCGGAGAUGUUGACGUGGGAUACGGAGGAGGACCAUGCUGUUGCUCGGAAUGCGUUCGAGAAGUGGCGUGGGUUCCAUAAUGAUGCUAUUGAGUCCAAGGCUCUGGUGCAGAGAGCUCAUAAACGUGCUGUCAAGACCGAGGAGCAGUUUGACGCCGAGUGGCAGAAGAAGUAUGGUGAGAAGCAGGCUGCUCUCAUCCGCCGGACAGUCGAUGCCAACAUGGCCGACUACCUGUACCUCAAGGGAUUUGCGGUGAAGGUUUAG
Molecule: messenger RNA, 1215 nt
Organism: Penicillium concentricum
Lineage: Eukaryota; Fungi; Ascomycota; Eurotiomycetes; Eurotiales; Aspergillaceae
Exons: 4
Coding region: 1-1215 (404 amino acids)
Source: RefSeq, a predicted model, not a curated record